AUGUUCCAAAGUCCAAUCAGUACAUGUCUGUCUAUCUAUCUAUCUAUCUAUCUAUCUAUCUAUCUAUCUAUCUAUCUAAGUCUGUUCAGAUCUAUCUAUAUAUCUAUCUCUAAUCUGUUCAGAUCUAUCUCUCUAUCUAUCUAUCUAUCUAUCUAUCUAUCUAUCUAUCUAUCUAUCUAUCUAUCUAUCUCAGACAAUACAUAUCUAUCUAUCUAUCUAUCUAUCUAUCUAUCUAAAUCUAUCUAUCUAUCUAUCUAUCUAUCUAUCUAUCUAUCUAUCGGAGUUUGUUCAUUAUCUAUCUGUGGCAGUCUGUUCAUAUCUAUCUAUCUAUCUAUCUAUCUAUCUAUCUAUCUAUCUAUCUAUCUAUCUAUCAACAUAUCUAUCUAUCGGAGUUUGUUCAUUAUCUAUCUGUGGCAGUCUGUUCAUAUCUAUCUAUCUAUCUAUCUAUCUCAGAAUGUUCUAUCUAUCUAUCUAUCUAUCUAUCUAUUUCGCAUCCUGGACUAUCGAUCUGUUUUAGUUUUCUUCCUCUUCGUCGACAUCUACCUUUUUAUGUCUCUCUCCUCCCUUUCUAACUCUCACUCUCUAUCUCUCUCUCUCUGUCUGUCUGUCUGUCGGCCUGUUGUCUCUAAUUCUGUUUAUAUCUAUGCAAAUUUCUAA
Molecule: messenger RNA, 657 nt
Organism: Acanthosepion pharaonis
Lineage: Eukaryota; Metazoa; Mollusca; Cephalopoda; Sepiida; Sepiidae
Source: the annotation of a GenBank genome assembly